UCCGAUCGCAGCAGCUUCCGCGAAGACGGAGCCGCCCCCAUUAAAAUACCGAACUCGCCACGCCCCCGCAUCUCUCCACCCUCCCCCGCUCCUCCUCCUCGGGCUCCGCCGCCCCCGCCUCCGCCUCCCCGAAUCCCAGCCCUAGCGGCCGGCGAGCGCGGCGAUGGGCGCCGUCGCCUCCACGGUGGCGGCGCGCUUCGCCUUCUUCCCGCCCUCCCCGCCGUCGUACGGCGUCGAGCCCCCGCCCUCGCCGGCCGCGGCCGCCGCGGACGGCGCGGUGGUGGAGCUCAGCGGGGUGCCCCGGCGGGGCGGCGUGGAGGCGCGGCGGCUGCCGACCAAGCGCGGCUCGGAGGUGGUGGCCAUGUACGUGCGCCAGCCCGGGGCGCGCCUCACGCUGCUCUACUCCCACGGCAACGCGGCCGACCUGGGCCAGAUGUACGAGCUCUUCGUCGAGCUCAGCUCGCACCUCAACGUCAACCUCAUGGGUUAUGAUUAUUCUGGAUAUGGGCAAUCAUCUGGGAAGCCAAGUGAGCAGAACACUUAUGCAGACAUAGAGGCCGCUUAUAGGUGUCUCAUAGAAACUUAUGGGGCCUCCGAGGAAAACAUCAUUCUGUAUGGUCAAUCAGUUGGCAGUGGCCCUACUUUAGAUUUGGCAUCUCGUUUGCCUCAUUUGAGAGCAGUGGUUCUACAUAGCCCAAUUUCGUCUGGCUUGAGAGUAAUGUAUCCUGUGAAACAUACAUACUGGUUUGACAUAUAUAAGAACAUUGACAAAGUUGCAUUGGUCAAAUGCCCCGUGUUAGUAAUCCAUGGUACGGCUGAUGAUGUUGUUGACUGUUCUCAUGGGAGAGCACUGUGGGAACUAUCCAAAGUGAAGUAUGAGCCUUUGUGGGUCAAAGGUGGGAACCAUUGUAAUUUGGAACUCUAUCCCGAAUACAUUAAGCACCUAAAGAAGUUCAUCACAGCCAUAGAGAAGUCCCCACCACUGAAAGAUGAUUCUCCAGAAAGUUCAGGCCCUUCAGAUCUUGAAACAGGAUCUGAAAGUAUGGAGAGUUCAAGAAAAAGCACGGAUGUGAGGGACAAAUCAAGGUCAAGCACUGAUCACAGGCGGAGUACAGAUCGACGGGAGAAACCAAGGAGCAGCAUAGAUAGGAAGGAUAAAGGCAGAAAGAGUGUAGAUCAUCCUGACAAACCACGGGCUAGUGUGGAUCAAUCUGAUAAGCCACGGAAAAGCAUUGACCGCUUUGGAGGGAUGAUGAGGUCGGUUAAAUUGUGCAAUAUUGACUGCUUCAAAGUAACUUCCACUUCCGGGAGCUGAAAAUAGUGGAAGGUUAGUUUUGAUAGUAUCUGUAUUUAUUUCAUCUGUAUAAUCUAUUCAAUUGGGUGUUUUUAGUUUUGCUGUGGAAGGUGUAUUGAUUUGGGUGAGGGUUAUGCACACUGAAUUGUUUCGUGAGAAGAAAUGAUCAUUCAUUCCCGACCCCCUGAGUUUUCAAAGCCAUUCAUUUGGCACAUCAACAAUGCUACUCCCACGGAGUAUGAAGCAACACCAUUGUUACACUGUACAUAAGUUGUUGUAUCAUUACACUGUCUUAGUUUUUCUUUUUCAUAGAAACAUUUGAUAGAUAACUAAACUGGGAAUUUGUGUCUUCCCUCUGGAAAGAAGUUCUCUUCAAAUAUGGAUUUCUGUCACUUGAUUGCUUUGUCAUGGAGCUUGAACUUGAAAUGAAUCACUGGAUCAUUCAAUGUAAUCAUCAUCUUUGUUCAGUUCAA
Molecule: messenger RNA, 1767 nt
Organism: Triticum aestivum (bread wheat)
Lineage: Eukaryota; Viridiplantae; Streptophyta; Magnoliopsida; Poales; Poaceae
Product: alpha/beta hydrolase domain-containing protein 17C
Exons: 6
Coding region: 164-1315 (383 amino acids)
Source: RefSeq, a predicted model, not a curated record